This is a messenger RNA of Macadamia integrifolia, 906 nucleotides long. Its product is annotated as multiple organellar RNA editing factor 2, chloroplastic-like. The coding region runs from base 82 to 819 and encodes 245 amino acids. The record is from RefSeq and is a predicted model, not a curated record. The transcript has 4 exons. NCBI's taxonomy places the organism in Eukaryota, Viridiplantae, Streptophyta, Magnoliopsida, Proteales, Proteaceae. Gene Ontology annotation, cellular component: mitochondrion. Gene Ontology annotation, biological process: cytidine to uridine editing; mitochondrial mRNA modification.
UAGCCCUUCAACCCUUACAAAACCCUCGUGAUCACUUCCCGGACAAACACCCUUGUGAGUUUCCUCUUCUUAGGUGUCGGCAUGGCUGCGGCCUUCGCUCGAUCAGUCCAGUUCUCCGGCUAUUCGCGUCCCUCCCUCUUCCUCGCCAAGAGCCUUCUAUUCUCUUCCUCCUCUUCUUCAUCUAUAGCUCGGGCUCCUCCGCUCGCUGGCUUCGUCAGAGCAAGACGAUCUUCAGUCUUGCUUUCGCACUCUGUUCGGGUAAUGGCACCUGGUGCAAGCCGUUUGAACCUUAUUCGAUGCAGGGUGCAUCGAUCUGGUGGAGAUUCUGCGUACUCUCCGCUUAACUCAGGGUCGAACUUCAGUGACCGGCCACCGACGGAAAUGGCCCCUCUGUUUCCUGGCUGUGAUUAUGAGCAUUGGCUCAUUGUCAUGGAUAAACCUGGUGGUGAGGGUGCCACUAAGCAGCAGAUGAUCGAUUGCUAUAUUCAGACUUUGGCCAAGGUUGUUGGAAGUGAAGAGGAAGCGAAGAAGAAGAUUUACAAUGUUUCAUGCGAGAGAUACUUCGGUUUUGGCUGUGAAAUUGACGAGGAAACCUCAAAUAAGCUCGAAGGUAUUCCUGGUGUCCUCUUUGUGCUUCCGGAUUCUUACGUGGAUGCAGAGAACAAGGACUAUGGAGCUGAACUGUUCGUGAAUGGGGAGAUAGUGCAGAGAUCCCCAGAGAGACAAAGGAGAGUGGAACCUGUGCCCCAGAGAGCUCAGGACAGACCCAGAUAUAAUGAUAGAACAAGAUACGUGAGGCGCAGAGAGAACCAACGGUGAAUGUAAAUAAAGAAUACCAUCUCUUGUCCUCAACAUAUAUGUAGUUUUUUCUGAAACCCUACAAAUCAAUGUAUGUUGUGUUAUCUC